Liolophura sinensis is the source of this 1803-nucleotide messenger RNA. RefSeq lists its product as uncharacterized. The coding region runs from base 1 to 1794 and encodes 597 amino acids. The record is from RefSeq and is a predicted model, not a curated record. NCBI's taxonomy places the organism in Eukaryota, Metazoa, Mollusca, Polyplacophora, Chitonida, Chitonidae. The transcript is spliced from 2 exons.
AUGACAGAACAGUCAGCCAUGAUAAGCAGCCUGGUUACAAAGUGUGCCAUUGACUACUGGCUACACAUUGUACUCUCAGUGAUCACAGCAACAGGGGCAACAGACAGUGACAAAAAUCGGAAACUUGAUGGUUUAGGAGGAUUACAUUUAUGUCAGGAUUGUGUACAGUAUGAUGUUCUGGAUAGUGUACAGUAUGAUGUUCUGGAUUGUGUACAGUAUGAUGUUCUUGAUUCAUGCAAUGAUUGUGUACAGUAUGAUGUUCUGGAUAGUGUGCAGUAUGAUGUUCUGGAUAGUGUACAGUAUGAUGUUCUGGAUAGUGAACAGUAUGAUGUUCUGGAUUGUGUACAGUAUGAUGUUCUUGAUUCAUGCAAUGAUUGUGUACAGUAUGAUGUUCUGGAUAGUGUGCAGUAUGAUGUUCUGGAUAGUGUACAGUAUGAUGUCCUGGAUAGUGUACAAUAUGAUGUUCUGGAUUGUGUACAGUAUGAUGUUCUUGAUUCAUGCAAUGAUUGUGGACAGUGUGAUGUUUUAGAUUCAUGUCAGGAUUUUGGACAGUCUGACCCUCUGGGUUCCUGUCAGGAUUUUGGACAGUGUGAUGUUUUGAUGAACAAGACUCUCCAGGAACUCCUAUUCUUUCUUUUUCAUGACAAGUCAAGCGAAUUUGGUCACAGAACUAUAGUGGCUCUUUUGGGCCAUCUUCACAGAUACGUACAAAUUGUUCAUCAAACUAAGCCUUACAGUAACAAUCUAUCAGUCAUCAAAACUAAGCCUAACAAUUACAAUUUAUCAGUCAUCAAAACUAAGUCUAAUAUUAACAAUCUAUCAAUCAUCAAAGCUAAACCUAACAGUAACGAUCUAAAAGUCAUCAAAACUAAGCCUAACAGUAACGAUCUAUCAGUCAUCAAAACUAAGCCUAACAGUAACAAUCUAUCAGUCAUCAAAACUAAGCCUAACAGUAACGAUCUAAAAGUCAUCAAAACUAAGCCUAACAGUAACGAUCUAUCAGUCAUCAAAACUAAGCCUAACAGUAACAAUCUAUCAGUCAUCAAAACUAAGCCUAACAGUAACAAUCUAUCAGUCAUCAAAACUAAGCAUAACAGUAACGAUCUAUCAGUCAUUAUAACUAAGCCUAACAGUAACGAUCUAAAAGUCAUCAAAACUAAGCCUAACAGUAACGAUCUAUCAGUCAUCAAAACUAAGCCUAACAGUAACAAUCUAUCAGUCAUCAAAACUAAGCCUAACAGUAACGAUCUAUCAGUCAUCAAAACUAAGCCUAACAAUUACAAUUUAUCAGUCAUCAAAACUAAGUCUAAUAUUAACAAUCUAUCAAUCAUCAAAGCUAAACCUAACAGUAACGAUCUAAAAGUCAUCAAAACUAAGCCUAACAGUAACGAUCUAUCAGUCAUCAAAACUAAGCCUAACAGUAACAAUCUAUCAGUCAUCAAAACUAAGCCUAACAGUAACGAUCUAUCAGUCAUCAAAACUAAGCCUAACAAUUACAAUUUAUCAGUCAUCAAAACUAAGUCUAAUAUUAACAAUCUAUCAAUCAUCAAAGCUAAACCAAACUGUAACGAUCUAAAAGUCAUCAAAACUAAGCCUAACAGUAACGAUCUAUCAGUCAUCAAAACUAAGCCUAAAAGUAACAAUCUAUCAGCCAUCACAACUAAGCCUAACAGUAACGAUCUAUCAGUCAUCAAAAGUAAGCCUAACAGUAACGAUCUAUCAGUCAUCAAAACUAAGCCUAACAGUAACAAUCUAUCAGUCAUCAAAACUAAGCCUAACAGUAGCGAUCUAUAAGUCAUCACA